Messenger RNA from Malassezia vespertilionis, 993 nucleotides. RefSeq lists its product as uncharacterized. Lineage: Eukaryota; Fungi; Basidiomycota; Malasseziomycetes; Malasseziales; Malasseziaceae. The coding region runs from base 1 to 993 and encodes 330 amino acids. The record is from RefSeq and is a predicted model, not a curated record. The transcript has a single exon.
AUGAAUGGGCCACCUGAUCGGAACGACGCGGUCGCUAAUCGCGGUUCCAAGGUGAAGUGGACAGAAGACGAGACGAAAGCAUUGGUCAAGGGCUGCAAUAAGCAUGGCGUCGGCAGCUGGGCUCAAAUUUUAUCCGACCCAGAAUUACGGCUGUCUUUUGAGGGCCGCUCGCCUAGUGAUCUAAAAGACUGGUUCCGGACGGGCGUUCCGGACUCAUACCGCCAGAUGCACUCCAAUGCCAAGACAUACCAGGGUAACCAAUCUUGUGGGCGAGCACCAGGUGUCCGCAGCGUUUUUGAGAAAGGCAAAGCAAAGGAGCGAAAUUUUUUCACGGUAGAGGAAGAUGAAGCACUUUUGCAAGGCUACAGAAAACACGGCGCACACUGGGCCAUCAUUACCCGUGAUCCCGUGUUUUUAAACCGGAGGCGAUCCACCGACGUUCGCGACCGCUUCCGCAACGCAUUUCCCGAGGAGUAUGCGCGCGCUGGCUACAAACCGAGGCGAAAAGGGAAAAAGAGCACGCCCUCCAAAGUUUGCACCGAGAACAAGGAAGACGCGGCGCAACCCAACAAGGCUUCCACACAUGCACCGUCGCCUUGCGUACCAGCACCCAUCUCUGAGAAUAGCACACCCCAGGAAUUUUCUUUCAGCAAUGCCUUGGUGAGCCCCAACUUGUGCCACUUCAGUGCCGACGGGACCAUUGCGGAACAUCAGCGGAGCAUGGCUAUAGCAUCCGAGCCGGUAAUGCAGUACAACUACAUGCCGUGGCCAGAUGCCAUAUUCAAACAAGUACAUGGCGCCGCUUCUGUGCCGAAUCCAACGUGUCCUACUCCCGCCUUUGGGUACAGUACCAGCACAGAAGAGUCUCUUUUACCAUUGGCAAAGGAUUGGCAAGUGCCGUUGGUAGCCAUCGGUCCCGUUGCUUCUCAAAACGACCUGCCGUUCACAGAGCCUAAUGCGCUGCAGAAUGCUUGGAUGGACAUGGUCCUCUAG